CAAAUCUUUGGACGGUUCGGUUGUAAAAAAGUAGUCUCUUAAAAAACUGAAAUGAAGCUUGAAAAUGCAUUAAAAAUACUUCUUUUGAGCCUUGUGGCCAUCCAACAAAUCGACUUUUCGAAAGGAUCCCGCAUACUGGCAGCGUUCUUUUUCCCAGCCAGGAGUCACUUCAUGAUGACCCAUUCCAUUAUCCGGGAAUUAGUGAAAAGAGGCCACGAAGUCACCUUCAUUACCCCUGUUUCCUUGGCUCAUGAGAACUUGGGUCAGAACUACACCGAAGUCCUGUUUGACCAAUACGCCAUCUGGCCCGUGGUCAAGGAGCUGACCAACACAAACUCAGUUCUGGAAAUGACGGAUGUGAAUAGACUUACUUUUCUUCGAAUGGUCUACCUGAUUGGAACGCAAAGCACCGACUUUGCUUUUGAGCAACCUGCCAUCCAAGCCUUCAUAAACGCCAAGGAUAAGGUGGGAAAGUACGACCUUCUUUUGGCCGAACAGUUUCGCAACGAGGGCGCCCUCAUCAUGGGCCAUCUGUAUAAGAUUCCCAUCAUUACCGUUAGCACUUUUGGCCAUGCCCACUAUCUGAGUGGACUAUUUGGCAGUAUAUCCCCUUGGUCCUAUGUUCCUCACCUCAAUGUGCCCUACACUGACCGCAUGACCCUGUGGGAACGCAUUGAAAAUGUGGUCAUGUGCGCGACAGAGGAGAUGGUGCGAAAAUACUCCCAUUACCCCCAACAGGAUGCCAUUCUGAAGAAACACUUUUCCAAACUGUUGGACAGAGUUCCGUCUAUAAGGGAGCUGGAAAGAAAUGUGUCUGCCAUCCUCAUGAAUGGAUUUAUGCCACUGACUUCGCCCAGACCUCUUGCCUACAACAUGAUUCUCGUAGGAGGAAUUCAUAUUCAGAAACCCAAGGCUCUGCCUGAUUCCCUAAAGAAUUUUCUCGAUGGUGCCACCUAUGGAGCUAUUUACUUCAGUUUGGGCUCUCAAGUCCGCAGUGCCGAGUUGCCCCCAGAAAAGCUCAAGAUAUUCCUCGAUGUCUUCGGCAGCCUCAAGCAGCGUGUUUUGUGGAAGUUCGAAAAUGAAUCUCUGAACAAUCUUCCUACCAAUGUGAUGGUCCAAAGGUGGAUGCCCCAAGCAGACAUCCUAGCUCAUCCCAAUGUAAAAAUGUUCCUUUCCCAUGGUGGGCCAAAUGGCUUUCAGGAAGCUCUCCAAUACGGAGUUCCGGUUUUGGGAAUGCCCGUCUAUGGAGAUCAGUAUCCAACCAUCAAUAAAGGCAAACAAGAAGGUCUUGCGUUGGUGAUGGAUUACAGGAAGUUCACCGAGAAAGAGCUUCGAUCCAACAUCUUCGAGUUGCUGACGAACCCAAAGUUCAGGAACAACAUGAAACAAGCAUCGAAAGUAUUCCGAGAUAGACCUUUGAAUGCCAUGGAUACGGCCAUGUACUGGAUCGACUAUGUGAUCGAGCAUCGAGGAGCCCCUCACCUUAUUUCCGUGGGUGCGGGGCUUACGUGGUACCAGUUCUACCUACUGGACAUCGUUGGACUGGCUCUGGCAGUCAUCCUACUGUCUAUCCUAUUGCUUAUUUUUAUUUGCCGAAGGAGAUCCAAGACAACGGCCACAAGUCCCAAGAGGAAGAUUAAGAAAAAUUAAAGAAUUUGCAAAUUUUGACACAUUUGUGCAAUUUUUUAGAGGGUAUCAUGCUUGCCUUAACCCCUAUGGCAAUAUGUAGCGUCUGAAUAGUGGGACCAGGCUGAUAUUGCUGCAAGACUUAAUACAAAAAAAUAAUAAAACAUUGACGUCUUAUCUGCGUGGAACUCGUAGUCGUUUCAGAUCCGUCGGACGGGUCAGUUGCUUUAUCAGGAACUAUUCAUUAAAUAGUCGUUAAAAAAAACACCUGAAAUCAAAA
Drosophila bipectinata is the source of this 1906-nucleotide messenger RNA. RefSeq names its product UDP-glycosyltransferase UGT5-like. The record is from RefSeq and is a predicted model, not a curated record. Lineage: Eukaryota; Metazoa; Arthropoda; Insecta; Diptera; Drosophilidae. Gene Ontology annotation, molecular function: UDP-glycosyltransferase activity.